AUGUAUUUAUGGUGUCAGCUGCGACCAUUCAUAAGGGCUAAGCUGGGUAGAGUACACGAAGCAUCGUGUGUGUUUUGUCAACAUGCUCCCGGACAUCAUGAGAUGAAAGAAGCUUGUACGUCUCUGGAAAGAGUACUUGUUCAGAAUAUUCACAAUGAACUGAUACCUUCUUUAAGAAAUAUUCUGAGCACAGUGCCACGCUGGCGUUUGAUACAAGCUUCCCUUCCUUUUAUUAUGCACGCUGCAUCGAAUCUUUUAAACAAUAAAAAAGAUUUUCAGAAUUUGGGGCCUUUAGAAACAACUCUUUUAUACAUACUUCAUUGGAUUAUACUUGACGCUGCCGAAGAAUGUAUUGACGAUGAAGGAGAAUUGAACAACCCUUUUUAUUACCUUUUUUCAAUACCAACAAUAACAUUGUUCGUUCAUCUAUUUGCACCGUUAUGUAAUUAUUUAAAGGAUAUCGAUUUUAAAGGUAAUCUUCGAUUGGAGAAUGGUCAGAAGAUUUGGUAUCCAAUAUAUGAAUGUCGACAUCCUGAAGCUACGUGUUUUACGGCUCAUUGUAAGCCAAAACCACGAGCUUUAUGGAAAACGACAACAAGAACAGUGCGACCGACACAUGUCUCUGAUGAUAUUUUUGUGGGUAAUAACAAAAGUCCACAAAGUCAGAAUAUAAAUGUGGGAUUUUCUGAUCAAUCUGUAUCAGCCAGUAGAUCACUCGAUGACGACAAUUCUUGGGUAUCAUCGCCAAAGGACAAAAUUUUUCCCGAAACCAUACCAGAGGAAAGUUCCAGUACAGAAGAUGAACAUGUGGUUAUAUUUACUCUUCCUUCUCUCGAUGAGUCUGACAGAAUAUUGGAUGGUGGCGAAGCAAGUAUCUUUCAUGUUGCAAUGGGUAGAACAAGUAGCUCUUCAAAACCAACGUUAACUAUAGAACAAGUAACUGCAAUUUCCGAAUUAGAUACAUGCAGACAAUAUGAAGGAAAGCCAAUUAAUUUAAAAACGGGUGAUACAUCAAAAGAUCAAGACAAAAAUUCUAAAAAAUAUGAAAAAGAAGUUAAAUCAAAUGAUACGAAGUUUACAAAAGAAGUAGAAAGUAAUUCACCUGACGAAGGAUUUAAUUUCGUAUCGGCAAUCGAUAAGGAUGUACAAGCUGCCACAUUUCUGGAUGUUGCUGUUAUAAGAUGCCUAUUUAUUCGUCAAUGGCAAGAAGAGGGAAUUUUUUGGGCUUUACAAUUUUUAUAUAAUCGGUAA
Ceratosolen solmsi marchali is the source of this 1251-nucleotide messenger RNA. RefSeq names its product protein unc-80 homolog. Gene Ontology annotation, cellular component: cation channel complex; axon. Gene Ontology annotation, molecular function: monoatomic cation channel activity. The record is from RefSeq and is a predicted model, not a curated record. The transcript is spliced from 12 exons. Gene Ontology annotation, biological process: monoatomic cation homeostasis. Bases 1 to 1251 code for a protein of 416 amino acids. Lineage: Eukaryota; Metazoa; Arthropoda; Insecta; Hymenoptera; Agaonidae.